This is a messenger RNA of Paramecium primaurelia, 840 nucleotides long. The record is from the annotation of a GenBank genome assembly. Lineage: Eukaryota; Ciliophora; Oligohymenophorea; Peniculida; Parameciidae.
AUGAGACAUCUAAAACCAAUCCAAAAUGUGUUUCUAAGAUAAGAUUACAAUAUUGGAAAAAUUAAUUUAGUAGUCCUACAUGGUUUUAUGGGUUCCAAGACAAAUUUUAAAAAUUUAGUUAAUAGUACUCAAAUAAGUAAACAUCUAAAAUCAGCAUACUUAUUAGAUAUUAGGUAAAAUAUUAAUAUAUAUUUUAGAAAUCAUGGAGAUUCUCCUUAAACUUAGACAAUGAGUUAUGAAGAAAUGGCAUGUGAUUUAAAACACUUUAUUGUUAAUCAUAAUCUAGAUAAUGUAGUCUUGUUAGGACAUUCAAUGGGAGGAAGAAUUAUAUUUUCAUAUUUGGAAAACUUUCCUAAUGAUAGACCUAUUGGUAAUGUAAUAGUAGAUGUUGGGCCUGGAGAAAGACAAGGGAAAAAUUAUGUUAAGAAAUUAUAAGAAAUUGAUCUUAAAAACAAAAGUCUAUAAGAUAUUGAGACUAAUAUUCUUGAACUUGUAAAGAGCAAAGAAAUGACUAAAUUGAUAAUGACUAAUCUUGUAUCUACAAAUAAAGUAGGAACAAAUGUCAAUUAUGUAUGGAGAUUGAAUAUUGAUUCAAUAUCUAAUUUUUAGAAAUAGGGUAAUAAGGAAUUUAGAAGUACUUAUGAUGGUCCUGUGUGUGUAAUAUGUGGAGAAAGAUCAGAAUAUGUGAAUUACAAUGAUAGAGACAGAUUUUUAUAAGUUUUUCCAAAAAUAGAUAUUAAUAAAGAUAUACAUUUUAUUGCAGGUGCAGGACAUUGGGUUUAAGUAGAAAAACCUAGAGAGUUUAUUAAUUUGACUAGUCAAUAUUUAUCAUAAUUUUGA